AUGCCGUCCCAUAUCAAAACAUAUGAUGGGACUGAAGAUCCUGAGGACCAUCUUCAGAUCUUUACCAGUGCAGCUAGGAUUGAGAAAUGGUCAAAUGCUGAAUGUUGUCUAAUGUUCAUGCAACCCCUUGUCGGAUCAGCCAGGAUCUGGUUCAAUGAUUUACCUGCCCAAAGCAUUCGAAGCUUCGAUGAUCUUAGCAAGGGGUUCCUGGCCAACUUCUCCCAGCAAAGGCGAUAUGUUAAAGAUGCUAUCGUAAUCUUCCAGAUAAAACAAAGGGAUAACGAGAGCCUUCGAGAGUUCAUAGAAAUGUACAAAAAGGAAGUUCUAAUGUAUGUAGGGGCAGAUGAAAAGAUGAGAGUAGCCAGUUUCAUGAAUGCAAUUACCUCCAAGUACCUUACCAGGGAUUUCAACAAAUCCCUGUCAAAAACCUUGGAAGAAGCUCUCGAAAGGGCCAAAGCCCACAUCAGAGGAGAGGAGGCUGUAGACAUAAAAGAACAAAGAAAAAGGGGAUCUAGCUGGCGUGGUAACAGCCCAGCUAGGAAAAGGGGAAACUUUAACUCCUAUGACAGACGCCAAAGGGGUUCAGAGCAACGAAGGUCUGAAAGCCGAAACCCUCCAAGCAGAGAGAAGGCCAUGAACUUCACACCCCUUACCAAAACCCCUCAAGAAAUUCUUGCAACAGAGGAAGUGAAACAAAGCUUCCGACCUCCCAGGCCUCUCCCUAAAAGCAAGAAGAACGAAAAUUCCACUCAGUUUUGUGAAUUUCAUGAAGAGAAAGGCCACCAUACUAAUGAUUGCUUCCAACUCAAAAAGAGGAUUGAAGAGGCUGUCAAGUCCGGGGAGCUUGCUCAGUUAGUAAAGGGGGUAAGGGACAAGAUGGCCGAAGGAAAAGGUAAGGAAGUUAACAUGGUGGAUUUUGAUGGUAGGGUUCUACACAAACGGCAGCGGUUGGAAGCUUGGGAGCUUCAGUGUGUUUGUUUCCCUCCAAGAGAAAAAGACCCACUCUCAAACCCCCUUGUGGUUGAAGCAACUGUGGGUACACUACAAACAAGCAGAGCAUACAUAGACACUGGUGCAGCCACUGAAAUUAUGUUUGAGAAGUUCUUCAAUCGUUUAAGCAAUGAAGAACGUUCAAGGUUUCAACCCUCAGAAACCUCCAUAAAAGGUAUUGCUGACAUACCCCUUAAGCCUUUAGGGCAACUGACCCUUGAUGUCCAUUUCAGCGAAGGCCAGAAGGAGAGAGUCCAGCCUCUCACUUUUGUGGUCAUCAAUAUACCUUCAAACUAUGACGUGAUCAUAGGAAGGAUGGGGCAUUGUUCAUUCUAUAUGGUUGUUUCUGUUGGUCAUGGAAGAGUCAAGUUUCCUACCGAGAGAGGGAUUGCAACCCUUCAACCUACUCAAGAAGCCUACGUGGUUGAAGGUGAAAGUUCCAAGAACGAACAAGACAAGCAAAGGCUAAUCAUAAACCCUAAGUAUCCUGAGCAAAGGAUAAGGGUCAACCCAAGCCUUUCACAAGAAACUCUCUCGAAAUGCUGCUAG
This is a messenger RNA of Helianthus annuus (common sunflower), 1539 nucleotides long. RefSeq lists its product as uncharacterized. The coding region runs from base 1 to 1539 and encodes 512 amino acids. The transcript has a single exon. NCBI's taxonomy places the organism in Eukaryota, Viridiplantae, Streptophyta, Magnoliopsida, Asterales, Asteraceae. The record is from RefSeq and is a predicted model, not a curated record.